This is a messenger RNA of Linum tenue, 81 nucleotides long. NCBI's taxonomy places the organism in Eukaryota, Viridiplantae, Streptophyta, Magnoliopsida, Malpighiales, Linaceae. The record is from the annotation of a GenBank genome assembly.
AUGAUGGCGUGGACACAGAUGGAAGCGCCGCUGGUCUGCAUGUUGCCGAACUCCACCACUCUGUUCCUCCCAGGGAUCUGA